CACUGAUGAUCAGUGUGCCUUGAUGAUCAGUGUAGCCCCAGCAGUACCACCUGUCAGUGUCCAUCAGUGCUCAUCCGUGUCACCUGCCAUUGCUCACCAGUGCCACAUCAAUGCCACAUAUCAGUGCCCAUCUGAGCUGCCUUUCAGUGUCACCCAUCAGUGCCAGCCAUCAGUGCCGUCUAUCAGUGCCGCCUAUCAGUGCCGCCUAUCAUUUCUGCCUUUCAGUGCCCAUCAGUGAAGCCUGUCAAUGCCCAUCAGUGCCACCUACCAGUGCCUCCUCAUCAGUGCCCAUUAGUGCCACCUAUAAGUGUCUAUCACUGCCGCUUCAUUAGCGCACAUCAGUGAAG
Messenger RNA from Staurois parvus, 347 nucleotides. The record is from the annotation of a GenBank genome assembly. NCBI's taxonomy places the organism in Eukaryota, Metazoa, Chordata, Amphibia, Anura, Ranidae.